UCACACACGUCAUUAGUCCACUACUCAGCGGGAAGAAACGAACCAUCUUAUCUUGAAUAGAAACGUAUAUCGAGUAGUGUGAGCAAUUCUCGAUUGGAAGCUUUCAUUAUUUCUACGGAAGAGAUGGUACUCACAACACGCAUCAUGAACUCAGCUUUAGCAGUUUUCGCAGUAGCCAUUUUUGCAGUUACCCAGGCCACUAUUUGCACAGUGGAUAACGACUGUGGCACUGGACAAUGCUGCUACAUCAAGCCCGCGUUUGAAGUGGUCAGCAAGAAACGCCAGUCCAUACUUCAGGUCAUCAUGCCCACGGCCAGUGACCACGGUGUUUGCGAGAACUACCACGUCGCCGACAGCGGUUGCUGGCCUUUGGAGACGGAGAACGGUCUCUGCGGCUGCGAACAGGGAACUUCCUGUCAGUUCGUGCCCCUGCCGACCUUGACAAUUGCCCCAGCGUUCUACACCAAAGCAGCUCGGUCCAUAUAUAUACCAGGACCCGGGUCCUUUAAGUGCGUUGCUAAGAGCCCGUGAAUUCUUUCUCUUCUGCCGCAUCGGUACUAAGAUACUUGUUUUCUUUUAUAAAUCGUACUGUUAUGUGAGCAUGAAUAAACACGAAAUAGUGCAAAAUGUU
Molecule: messenger RNA, 631 nt
Organism: Dreissena polymorpha
Lineage: Eukaryota; Metazoa; Mollusca; Bivalvia; Myida; Dreissenidae
Exons: 3
Coding region: 124-531 (135 amino acids)
Source: RefSeq, a predicted model, not a curated record